UUAUGUUAGGUGUUUUUGAAUUGAUUACGUUUGUUGAUUGAUUAAGCUUAAAUUUCUGCCUUGUUUUCAUGUGUAUUUAUGGAUACAAAUCUGACAUUCACUGCUUUGUUCUAACCUGCUGAGGAUUGAUAUAAAUAAAAGCCUGACUUGUAUGUACACUUCAGCUUCUCUCUCACAGAACAUAGAAGUAUCCCAGAUCCCUGAAGUGAAUGUCAUAGAGGGCAGCACAGCCAACCUACAGUGUAGCUACAACAUGAUCAACUUGGAUCUACCCAUUGGCUGGUACAAAUGGUACAGACAUGUGCUGCACGGGGCUGAUAUAUUUCGGAGUGAUGAUUUUAAGGACAGACUGACCAAAGAAAGUACAGAAGAUUUCCUGAACAAUAGAUCAGCCAGCAUACAGCUGCACAAUGUAGGACUCACAGACACCGGAAUGUAUUUCUGUGAAGUUGUGUUUUUUGGUCAGAUGCAAAUUACAGGACACGGUAAUGGAACUUUCCUCAAUGUGACUGUGACAGGGGUCACAGAAUGCUGGGGAUACCCUGUACAACAUGAACAAUGAUCAAUACAUUUAUGCUGUACCUAAAGGCCAGAAAAAAUCCCAGUUCCCCAAGGAGUGCCUUGAAGUUUCUUUGUACAGUGAGAUUCCAUAAAUGGCAAAUUACCAGCCAGGCAUUAAAACACCGGAACAUAUUUUGGACUCCUUCUCAUACAGUAUCUCACUCUUAGAUCUAAGACAUUAAAAGAAAGUGUCAGUCUAUGUGGAAGUAAUUUGAAAAUACAGGGGCUGAUUUAUCAAAGAUCAAACCGUGGGAUCCCAACAGUCUGAUCACUUUUUGAAUCAAUUGUGUGUAAUUGACAUAUUUACAUUUGUUAAAAAAAGACUGAUGUGUCCAUGUGUUCUAUUGCUUUGUGUUCUAUUGCUUUGAGCUGUCAUUGCUAUUCUACCCAUAGGGGCAGAUUUAUCAAGGGUCGAAUUUCAAAGUACAAAAAACUUCUAAAUUUGACCAUCGAAUUA
Molecule: messenger RNA, 1018 nt
Organism: Xenopus laevis (African clawed frog)
Lineage: Eukaryota; Metazoa; Chordata; Amphibia; Anura; Pipidae
Product: natural cytotoxicity triggering receptor 3
Exons: 2
Coding region: 152-562 (136 amino acids)
Source: RefSeq, a predicted model, not a curated record